UUAUGGUCCGGUGGCAGCCCCCACCCCCAGGCGCCCAGAACGGCGAGAUUACUGGGUAUAAGAUCCGUUACCGGAAAGGAACGCGGAAGAGCGAGGCGGCAGAAACCACGGGAGGCACCCAGCUCUUCCAACUCAUCGACGGUCUGGAGCGGGGGACAGAGUACACGUUCAGAGUAUCAGCCAUCACAGUGAACGGCUCAGGGCCCGCCACAGAGUGGAGCACCGCAGAGACCUUCGAGAGCGACCUGGACGAGUCCAGGGUGCCGGACAUCCCCAGCUCGCUACAUGUGCGCCCGCUGGUCAACAGCAUCGUGGUGAGCUGGACGCCGCCGGAGAACCAGGACAUGGUGGUACGAGGCUACACCAUCGGCUACGGCAUCGGCAGCCCCCACGCCCAGACCAUCAAGGUGGACUACAAGCAGCGCUACUACAGCAUCGAGAACCUAGACCCCAGCUCCCACUAUGUGAUAACCCUGAAGGCCUUCAACAACGUGGGGGAGGGGAUCCCUGUAUACGAGAGCGCCAUCACCAGGCCACAGUCAGACCCCAUAGACCCUGAUGUUGAUUUGUAUGAACUCUUCCAUGCUCCAUACACGCCAGUACCAGACCCCACCCCCAUGCUACCUCCCGUGGGCGUACAGGCCUCGGUGCUCAGCCACGACACCAUCAAGGUGACCUGGGCCGACAACUCUCUGCCCAAGAACCAGAAGAUCACGGACGCACGCUACUACACGGUGCGCUGGAAGACCAACAUCCCCGCCAACACCAAGCUCAAGACGGCCAACACCACCAACCUGAGCCACAUGGUGACAGGCCUGAAGCCCAACACGCUCUAUGAGUUCUCUGUCAUGGUGACCAAGGGCCGGAGGACCAGCACCUGGAGCAUGACGGCCCAGGGAACCACCUUUGAGACCAUUCCCAGCUCGUCCCCCAAAGAUGUGACUGUGGUGAGCAAGGAGCUGAAACCACGUACCAUCAUAGUCAACUGGCAGCCCCCCUCAGAGGCCAAUGGAAAAAUCACAGGCUACAUAAUCUACUACAGUACUGAUGUGAAUGCGGAGGUGCAUGACUGGGUGAUAGAGCCGGUGGUGGGCAACAGGUUGACCCACCAGAUCCAGGAGCUGACUCUGGACACCACCUACUACUUCAAGAUCCAGGCCCGUAACUCCAAGGGCAUGGGCCCAAUGUCAGAGGCCGUACACUUCCGCACCCCCAAGACCUCCAAUUUGCCAGUUAAACCAGGAAGUAACCAACCACCUCUUGACCAUGGCUUUGGGUCUCCACACGGAAAACCAGGAAUUACAGGAAGUGCGGACAACCACAUCCUGGUCAUCGUCGUGAUCAUCUCUGUGGGAGCGUUCACCAUCAUUGUGGUGGUUGUGGGGGCCUUCCUCUGCACACGACGCACCACCUCCCACCAGAAAAAGAAGCGGGCGGCCUCCAAGUCGUCCAACAGCUCCCACAAGUACAAGGGCAACUCCAAGGACCUGAAGCCUCCAGACCUAUGGAUCCACCACGAGCGGCUGGAGCUCAAGCCCAUUGACAAGUCCCCCGAGCCCAACCCGGUGAUGACUGACACCCCCAUCCCCCGCACCUCGCAGGACAUCAACCCCGUGGACCCCAGCCUGGACAACAGCCUGCUGCAGAGACGGAACUCCUACCGAGGCCACGAAUCAGAAGACAGCAUAUCUGCACUGGCAGGGCGCCGGGGGAUGCGGCCUAAAAUGAUGAUGCCCUUCGAUACGCAGCCCCCCCAGCCCGUGAUUAGCGCUCACCCCAUCCAUUCCCUUGAUAACCAUCACCACCAUUAUCACACGGGCAGCCUGGCAUCCCCGACACGCAGCUACCUCCAUCACCACCAGGGCAGUGCCCACCUACGCCCACACGCCUGCGCCACCCCCAUCUCCUAUCUAGACAUGGGCUCCACAGAGUCGGUGAGGAACACCCCCAGCACAGAGCCCCUCCCGCCCCAGGCCCAGCCCCCCUGCCAAGCCGAGCACCAGCACCCGGACCCCGAGGGCAGCUACCAAGGCUCCACGGCCACCGACGAUGAGCCCAGCGCCAGCGGCAGCUACUGCAGCGCCGGCCAGCCCCCCACCGCCCACGUGCGACCCACUCACCCCCUCAAGAGCUUUGCCGUGCCCGCCAACCCCGCCGCCAUCUUCGAGUCGCCCGCCCUGCCCAGCACGCCGCUGCUUACUCAGACUGGGCCCCAGCUCCACUCAGUAAAGACAGCCUCCAUCGGCACCCUGGGCAGGGUGCGCCCCCCCAUGCCAGUCACGGUGCCCGGUGCGCCAGAUGUGCCCGAGACCAGCAAGAUGCUGGAGGAUGUAGACAGUAGCUACGAGCCUGAUGAGUUGACAGAGGAGAUGGCCCACCUAGAGGACCUGAUGAAGGACCUGAACGCUAUAACCACAGCCUGAGAACCACACGCCCACUCACCACGCUGCUCACACACACAUACAGGCAGACACACACACACACACAAAUCCAGGUAGUGACACACACAGGCAGGAACACACACACUGCCAGCCCUCAGAAAACUGGGAGCCCGAUGCCCGGAUACUAAAUGGAUACCGUCAAUGGAUCCUACACACCCCACUCAAGACAAACAAAAAAUCUAAACUGAAACUUUUCAACUUUUGGCUUACCUUGCUCAGUCUCAGGAAGGAGAUGGCCAUUUAAAAAAAACGACAGUUCACCUUUUUAUGAAGAAACAUUCUCAGAGACGAUAUCUAACAUUGGUCGCUUUCAACCAGAAGAUUGUGAAUUUUCUCAGCAAAAAACUGGAAUGCAUUAGAAGGUUGCUCUCAUACUUUGAUUGCCGGGGAGACCGCUCCUAUGGUUGCCGGGGAGACCGCUCCUAUGGUUGCCGGGGAGACCGCUCCGACAGACAUCAUAUUGUGAUUCCAAGUCAAGAGGAAGAGUCAAAUAUGCCGGUAUUUCAUGUUGGUGCUCACGAAACACAAUCUAAACACAGUGUUUGUUUAAUUAGUGUCACUUAUCUCUGCGUUUUUGUAUAUCUAUUGCCCUGUUUCAGUGAAGUGAACUUUGGACAACAGUCCCCUCCAUUUCCAUUAAAGCGGUCAUUUUAUAGCUAUCAUUUUGAUCCAAUGACGUCUGUUUUCCCUACUCUGUGUUAUAUAUUGUGCCAAGUCUCUUAUUAUUCUCUAAUAUGCCAUGUAUUUUUUUACAUAUCCGUAUAGAUAUGUAAAUAUGUUUUUAAAAAACGGCCUCAUUCUAUUCCCCCCCAGCCUAGCCAAUCAUUUCAUUUUAUUUGGGAGGAGAGUGACAGAAUAGACCCUCAAACGCUCGCUUUUCAUAUCUUGUGGGGAGAUGCCUUGCGUGUUAGUACAUUACAUUUGAAUGGGUUCUUGCGUUCUCUGGCAUUGUGUCGCCCCUUUGUACAUUGAAAUGUUCAGUCUUUUUUUGUUUAUGGGAGCUCCGUUUCAAAAAGCCUUACGAAACGUGUCCGUACGUUUACAUUGGAGAUGACUGUGCCCUCUGUGGACGUUUUCCAGUUACACUGUGAUCCCUCUGACACGCAGCGUCACCACUCUCAGGCCAGGCUGGCCUUGGAGUGCCAAGUAGUAGGGCUUGUUAGCUGGUGACCCUUCAGAACCAUCUGUGGGACAUGAACCCUCCAGAGGCUGCUGGACUCGGAGUGCCUCACCCCGCAAUCACACAUCCUACCCAGUCAGUCGUUUCAAUGGAAUGGCAAUAUAUCAUAUGAAAGUGCUAUGAAAUGGAUGUCUUGUUUCCAAGAGCCAAUAUUUGGUUGAAGAGGUCUGUUUUUUGCUCUUUAUCUCUCUCUGUCAUGUGAAAACCAGGUUUUUCAAUCAAGGAUAAGUGUUUACUGUUAUCUGAGGUCUCUUAAAGAAAUACUGCUUCAUCGCUCUUUUUAAAUGCUACUUGCAACGAUGUUGGCCUAUUGAAUGGGACUCCCAGAUUCAGAUUUUUUUUUACAUGUAGUUUGUUUUGUAUGAAGAAAAAAUGAACUUGUUCUGUACACAAUUCCAAUGUAAAAAGAAAAAAAUUAAAUAUGAUAAUGUAAGAAGCUAGUUUUUCAUCUGCCCUCUUACCCAAAGAAAUGUAAUUGCAAUCGUAGUUACAUGCUCUACUUUUGUGAAUACCAUGUUUCUCAUAAUGUACAUCGUCAUGAAUGUCAAUAUAAGUGUAAGAGAUUUUACUUAUGGAUACAAAAGGAACAUGUCAAAAAUAAAAAAAGGACUGUAGGAAAAAAAUGACAGGACGCUAACCCGUUGGGAAUAACCUAUUAAGUUGUAGACAGUCAAGCCUGUAUUGCACUUUUUCACAAUUUUUGAAAACAAAACAAAAUUUCUUCCAUAUCUUGUGUUAUAAAUAUAAAAGCGAUGUUUCUGUAACGUAGUGUCCUAGGUUAGCAGCAGGCAGCUGGUCUUGUUUUAAUGGUCAUUUGCUUUUGAGAUAUGAAAUUGAGCGGCAGGUUUUACUGUGCUGCUGAUGAGGUAUUCUGUUGCUUGUUUCUGUACAGAGAUCUCUUUGCUUUCUGUAGAAUAUUCUGUGGCUUUUUUUUUUUUUUAUCAAAAUGUUUGACAAAGUUAUUUUUUUUUUUUAUUGGUGCUCUUAUACAUUGUGUAUCCAACUAUUAUGAAUACUAACAAAGUUGAAGUUUCUACUUGU
Messenger RNA from Salvelinus namaycush (lake trout), 4662 nucleotides. Its product is annotated as neogenin-like. Bases 3 to 2423 code for a protein of 806 amino acids. The transcript has 16 exons. Gene Ontology annotation, biological process: cell-cell adhesion. The record is from RefSeq and is a predicted model, not a curated record. Gene Ontology annotation, molecular function: protein binding. Gene Ontology annotation, cellular component: membrane. Lineage: Eukaryota; Metazoa; Chordata; Actinopteri; Salmoniformes; Salmonidae.